CCAGAGCACUCACACGCACGAGCCCGAACUAGAAUGUUUGCUUCGUUUAUAGGCGUUCGAUUUUAGAUAAGAUAACCACAUAGAAUCCACCGCAGACCCAUCCAAAACCCACCGCGGCAGUACUCGACACGAAUCCAUGACGGCCAGAAGUUGACAACCUAACACCUUGUCCGAUUACCCUGAAGUUCCGUCACCACCCACACCAUGAGCUCGUCGGGGUUCGAUGACGCGUUCGGCAUCAUGGAGCAGCUGAAGAAGUCCGUGGAGACGAUCGUGGCCAAGACCGGGCCCAGCAGCAAGUUCUCGCAAGAUCUGGUCAAGCGGAUCGGCGAAAUGCAGGACAAGCUGGAGUCACUGGCGGACACGGACAAGCAACAGUUCCUAACGGAGAUGAAGGACAAAUUCCAGCAGACCAUCGGCAGGAUCGAAGAGCGGAUAGCGCAGCAUGCGCACAUAGCCCAGGCCUACUCCAGCUCGAUUCUUACGGCCGUGAUAUUCCUCCUAGUCUCAGUCUUCGCUCUCUUCGGCUACAAACUGUACAAGUCCCUGACGGAGAAGGAGCUCAAGAAGCAGGAGAAGCUUAAGAGCAAGCAGGCCAAGAAGGCGAAGAAGUCCAACUGAGCCCCCAAGCAGUCGCUGAGCACAUCUUGGGAAUAGCUUCCGGCCCUGACACCCUAAAACUGUUAAAAACCCCACAACACACAAUCGUCCCCCUGUAAAUGACUAAAUUAUGAACCAGUAAACUUAAUAAAAGUAAAAAUUACCCAAUAA
Messenger RNA from Drosophila bipectinata, 771 nucleotides. RefSeq lists its product as uncharacterized. The record is from RefSeq and is a predicted model, not a curated record. Lineage: Eukaryota; Metazoa; Arthropoda; Insecta; Diptera; Drosophilidae.